AUGUCAUUUCUCAGCGGGCUGUGCGGCUGCUUCGCCCCAAAGAGUUCCCCGCGAACACCAUCAGCCCCGGCUCCAAGCCGAGCAAUGGCCGAAGCCCAUCACCAUUCUCAUCAUCAUCACAACGACAGCACCUUCACCCCUCACUAUCAUCCCGAUGAAGGGCCGGUCUACAUGACCUUCGACGAGGAUGGGUACACCCCACCCGUUCCGCUGCCACGGUACACCCCUCGGCCGAUGAGCAGCAUGCAAGAGAAGACGCUGGAAGCGCACAUGCGCGAUCCGCCCAUCUCCUCCUCACGCUCAAUUGCCUCGCUGCAUGAUGAGAAGAACCCGCGCGACUUUGCCAGCACAGACGGAGACGAGCUCACCUCGGACGUCUCCUCGGCUAUUUCCUUCCCAAGCAGCUACGGCAACACCUCGACGGCCACGAGGGAGACGCCUCCGCCGCCGUAUUCGCCGCGGAUCUCGCCUGCCCCGUCGAGGUCCAUGUCCAUCUCCUCGUUGAAUCCGCCGCCGCUCCCUCCGCCACCGCCUAUGGCGCACAUUGCGCAGCCUAGGCCGGUGUUUCGGCGGGAGUGUCUGCCGCGGGACCUCGCGGGGCAUGGCAGGGUGAGUUAUGAGAGCCAGCGGCGCUUCUCGUGGGAGAGUAGGUGA
This is a messenger RNA of Aspergillus udagawae, 654 nucleotides long. RefSeq lists its product as uncharacterized. The record is from RefSeq and is a predicted model, not a curated record. The coding region runs from base 1 to 654 and encodes 217 amino acids. The transcript has a single exon. NCBI's taxonomy places the organism in Eukaryota, Fungi, Ascomycota, Eurotiomycetes, Eurotiales, Aspergillaceae.